This is a messenger RNA of Elephantulus edwardii (Cape elephant shrew), 1617 nucleotides long. Its product is annotated as dimethylaniline monooxygenase [N-oxide-forming] 5-like. The record is from RefSeq and is a predicted model, not a curated record. The transcript is spliced from 8 exons. Gene Ontology annotation, molecular function: N,N-dimethylaniline monooxygenase activity; NADP binding; flavin adenine dinucleotide binding. Bases 1 to 1617 code for a protein of 538 amino acids. Lineage: Eukaryota; Metazoa; Chordata; Mammalia; Macroscelidea; Macroscelididae.
AUGCCAACAAAAAGAAUUGCAAUCAUUGGUGCGGGUGUCAGUGGAUUAAGCGCCAUUAAGUGCUGCCUGGAGGAGGGACUUGAGCCGACCUGUUUUGAAGGAAGCAGUGACAUUGGGGGACUUUGGAGAUAUGAGGAGAAAAUUGAAGAAGGCAGGCCAAGUAUCUAUAAAUCUGCCAGCAGCAACACUUCUAAGGAAAUGACUGCCUACAGUGAUUUUCCCUUCCCUGACAAUCAUCCCAACUACAUGCACAAUUCCAAAAUCAUGGAGUAUCUCAGGAUGUAUAGCAAACAUUUUCACCUUAUGAAAUACAUCCAGUUUCAGUCAAAAGUGUGCAGUGUGAAGAAGCGUUCUGACUUCCCCUCCACGGGACAGUGGGAUGUUGUGGUAGAAGCAGAAGGGAAGCAAAAAUCCUACAUCUUUGAUGGAAUCAUGGUGUGCACUGGGCUCUAUACGAAUCCCAUUUUACCACUCCAGAACUUUCCAGGAAUCAAGAGAUUCAAAGGCCAAUAUAUCCACAGUUGGGAAUACAAAAGGCCAGAGAAGUUUGAAGGGAAGAGAAUUCUUGUGAUCGGCCUUGGAAAUUCUGGAACCGAUUUGGCAGUUGAACUCAGCCAUGUAGCUGCACAGGUAUUUCUGAGCACAAGACGAGGUGCAUGGAUUUGGAACCGGGUCUGGGAUCAUGGCAUGCCCAUGGACACUAUUCUCUUCACUCGUUAUAACUCUUUCCUCAAUAAAGUCUACCCGACAUUUUUAAUCAACAGAUGGGCAGAAAAUAAAUUAAAUGCACGAUUUAACCAUAACAUGUAUGGUUUGCAACCUCAACACAGAUUUCUGAGCCAUCAAGCUACCAUCAGUGAUGAUCUACCCAAUCAUAUUAUUUCUGGAAGAGUUUUGAUGAAAUCAAAUGUGAGAGAGUUCACUGAGACAUCAGCCAUCUUUGAAGAUGGCACAGAAGAGGACAUUGAUGUUGUCAUCUUUGCCACUGGAUAUGCUUUUUCUUUCCCUUUUUUGGAAAACAACUCAACAGUUCUGGACAGCCAGUAUUCCAUGUUUAAAUUUAUCUUUCCUCCUCAGCUAGAGAAACCAACCCUAGCUUUCAUUGGCAUCCUCCAGCCCGUGGGAGCCACCAUUCCCACAUCAGAACUCCAGAGUCGAUGGGUUGUACGAGUAUUCAAGGGAUUGAAUAAAUUACCCUCGGUGAAUGAAAUGAUGGCAGACAUAACAAAGAAGAGAAAAAAGAUGGAAAAAGAAUUCCUGAAUAAUCCCCGUGACAAACGCAGAGUGCAAUAUGUGGAUUACAUGGAUGAAAUUGCCUCUGAAAUUGGAGUGAAACCCAACCUGUUCUCGCUGUUCCUACGGGAUACAAAGCUAGCCAUGGAAAUUUUCUUUGGCCCAUGCACCCCCUACCAGUACCGCCUGCAGGGCCCAGGGAAGUGGGCUUAUGCCCGAGAAGCCAUCCUCACCCAGAAGGAGAGGAUCAUUAGGCCCCUGAGGACACGCAUCCUCCACCGUGAUCCACCUCCCUCUUCUGUACCACUUUGGCUUAAAGGUGUCUGUGCAGUGCUUCUCCUCUUCACCUUCACUUUAGUCAUUAUUGAAGGGCAGGCUUCCUAG